AUGAGUAUACGAUUAUUGUGUGAGGUAAUAGCUAUGCUGUUAUUACAUUUAAUUUUUUAUAAGGUGUCGAUAUACUAUUUACUUCGACAUUUAGACAUCUUAAAUCAUUCUAAUAAAUUUAAUAAGAAUAUAUUUUUUAUAACAUGUUUAGUUUGUAUGUCUAUAUUUUCGUUAUUUAUAUUUGAGUUAUCUAAUUUAAUAUCGAAUAUAGUUAUAACAUACAUAUGGCAUAUAGAUAUAUGUAUUUUAUUAUUUUUGUUAUAUGUAAUAAUACCAAUUGAAUUUAUUAAUACUAUUUUUGAUUCGAACAACUAUAAAGAAAUAUUAUCUCCAGAAUUUCAUACACAUUCACAUAUAAAAUUGUUAAAAAAGUAUUAUGCUAAGAUUAGUAGUAUAUAUAAAGAAUCAUAUGGUAUUAAUAAGAGGAUAAAAAAACAUUUCUUUUUUUUCAGAGGUAUAUUAUUUUUAUCUUUUAUAUGGGUAAUUUUAGGAGGAUUACGAAAUAUGAUUUAUAAGAAAAAUUAUAAUUAUGUUAUAGCUGAUGAUAAUACAAUAAAUUUUAAAAAAUAUUUAUUAUAUAAAAGUAAUGAGGGGAAGAAUGCAAACAAGAUAUAUAAUAAAACCAUGUUUUUUUUUUUUCAAAAAAAAGAUACAUGCUUCAAUUAUUAUUUUAAUAAUAAUAUGAAUGAAUUAUAUUUUAAAAAUAAAAAAAAAACACAUCCAUUGAAAAAUUUUCUUAAACAAAUAUAUAGUUUCUUCUAUUUUUUAUGUUAUAUCAUAAUUCAUCAUAUUAUACUCUUACACAAUUUUAUCAUCCGAGAAUUAUUAAUUAAUAUAUGUGCAUUAGGUGUAACAACAAAUUCUAUUGUCGCUGGAAUCUCUUCUAUAUAUUUCAUAUAUGACUAUAUUAUUACUUUUAUAUACUUUCUACACAUACCAAAGAUACAAAUACAAAUAUAUAAUAUUGAAGAACGCAUACUUAUUAACUUUACAAAUUAUAUGUUUAAAAAGGAGGAGUUAGAAAAGUUGCAGAGUAAUAUUGAUAUACAUACCAAGAGAUUGUCUUAUGAUAAUAGAUGGAAUGCACAAAAUGGAGAGCUCAAUAAGGAAGAUGACAAAAGGGUAGUGUUAAGAAGACUCAACGACAACGAUGAAAAUAUUCAAAAGGGUGAUAAUAUUAAUACAGAUUAUAACACUAAUAAUGAUGAUAUCACUAUUAAUCAUAAUAAUUAUGGUGAUGAUUCAAAAUUUUAUGAAGAAACUAAAAACAAACAAUAUAAUUAUAAUGACAAUUCCAAUGAAGAGAAUUAUAAUAACCAUAAGAACAGUAUAUAUAAUAAAAAUUUCCACUUAAAUGAUACAACAAUUGAUGAGGGUAACAACAAAAAUAAUGAGGAACAUCUUGAAAGAGCAUAUCCUCAUAGAAUAAAAGAAACAGUAAAAAAUGUUUCAGUUCUUCUAAAUAUAACAAAUAAAAUUAAGAACAUAUGCGCCUUAACAAAUAAACGUCUUUUAAAAAAUUCAGAUAAUAUAAAAUAUGAAAAGGACAAAUCUAAUAUGAAUGAUGAAAGGUCAACACGUAUCAGUAGUAGUAAUAGACGUAGUACUAAAGGAAGAGUUUAUUUUCCAUAUAUUAAUAAUUAUAAAAAUAGUAGAAGAAAAAAAGCGAAUUAUAGUGAUCAUGAGUCAACUGUAAUAAAUUAUUUUUAUAAAAAAAUUAGUAAAAAUACAAUACAUGGCUUAAAGAGAUCACAUAGUUGCCCUGUUCUUAUCAAAGAAAGUCCAGAAGAUAAUAAUGAAGAAAUAAAUAAUAAUAUUCGAGAUAUAAGAAUGAGAAAAUAUAAUUCCUUGUAUAUUUCUCCUUCUUAUGAUUUCCAUUUUUUAGAGAUGGACAAAUAUUUUAAGAGAAAAAAUUACAAAAGGAGAAAGAAAAAAUAUAAAAAGAAAAUAAAAGUUAUAAAAUCACAUGAAAAUGAUAUAAAUGAUAUAAAUGAUAAUAACGAGAAUGUAAACAAAUGUGUGGAUUCUCCUUAUGGUCAAGAAAAUAUCAUGUUAAAAAAAUCAGAAGAUAGAAAAAAUCCUAAAAAACUUCCAAGUAAUGAACACAUAUUUUUUAAAGUCAAUAAAAAUAGUAAGGAUGAAGAUGAUACAUAUAAUAAUGAAUAUAGCGAUAGUAAUUCAGAUAACCAAUCUAGUAUUAUUCAUAGUAAUAUGGAUGAUGAUGAAGGUGAAUAUCAUGAUCUUAAUAAAGAAGAUAGUAGUGAUGAUGAUUCAUAUUCUUAUGAUGGAGAUGAUGAAUUUUUAAAUAAUAUGCUUCAAAAAAGUCUUAGCUUUCCUGUAAAUAAAUAUAAUAAAAAAAAUAAAAAAGUGAAAAAUGAAAAUGACCCAAUAGAAGAAAAUAAUAAUUUGAUACCAGCUGAAAAGAAUGAGGAAAUAUGUAAUAAUAUAAAUAAGGAUGAUCAUAUAAAUGAUGAUAAUAUAAAUAAUGAUGAUAAUAUAAAUAAUGAUGAUAAUAUAAAUAAUAAUUAUAAUAAUAUAUAUGAUAAUGAUAAGUAUAAAAAACCUUGUAAAAAAAGUAUUAAAUUUACAGAUCAAAAUAUCAUAUAUAAUGAUUAUAAUAAUAUAUAUAAUGAGGAUCCUCAUAAUGAUCUUAAUAAAAAUUACAUAAGUGGAAAAAAAAAAAGUAUGGAUGAAAAGGGUUUAAAAAGGGAGAUUCAAGAUCGUUCAAACAACAUGAACAUGAACAUAAACAUGAACAUAAACAAUAAUAAUAAUAAUAAUUGUAGCAGUAAGAAUUAUAAUAGUCCAUAUGAUAUUUCUAAUGGUGAGAAAAGAAAAUGUGAAAAUAUGAAAAAUUAUAAUAAAUUAAAAAAAGAAAUAGAAAAUAUUGUUUAUACAAAUACAAGUAUGUAUUAUUCUCUUAAUGCUAUCCUAAGUAGAAAAUUUGAAAUUCAAGAAAAUACAAAUUGUGUUUUAGGUCGCAUAAAUGUCAUAUUAAAUUCAAUUAUGUUUUUAACAGUUGUCUAUAAAAUAAUUAUGUCUACUUUAAAUAUAAUAUUUAUUCGAAUUUAUAUAAGAGAUCCAUUUUCAAAAAUUAUUGAAAAGAUAUGUUUAUUUUUUAAUAUAAAAUAUAAUAUAGCUAUUAUUUAUGCACCAUAUAUAUCAUUAAUGUAUAUUUCUUAUAUAGUUGCUAUUAAUAUGAAGAAAUUUUUACAGCAAAUAAUUCAAAUCUCAUCAUUCUUCUCAUUUUAUUUCAAACUCUUUUCUAAUAUGUGGAUUCUUUUAAUAUCAGAACUUAUGGGAUUAUAUUUUGUAACAAACUCAUUACUUCUUACAUCAUACCUUCCAGUUAAUUAUAAUCAUGUUAUGAACUUUGUCAUAGGUAAUAAUUAUGACUAUAAUAUUUUCCAUCUGCAUUCAGAUUAUGUUUUUAUAAUUUCUUCAGCAUUUACCUUGAUCAUAUGUAUUCUUUACAUGAUAUAUUUUUAUUUUUUUUAA
Molecule: messenger RNA, 3498 nt
Organism: Plasmodium gaboni
Lineage: Eukaryota; Apicomplexa; Aconoidasida; Haemosporida; Plasmodiidae
Product: putative membrane protein
Exons: 1
Coding region: 1-3498 (1165 amino acids)
Source: RefSeq, a predicted model, not a curated record